UCAAGGCAAAACAGAAGCAGUAGGCUGAAGCGAGAGUAACGGAGUCUAAUAGAGGCAAGCGUCUGCUCUCGACGAGGAGAUAUUCUCUAUUUUAAGACUUGCCGGCUGUUCUAUGGUUUUAACCAUGUCUUUUACAACCGAGAGACAAACACUGACCACUUCGGUGUUUUUUUGUGCCGUUGUGCUGUGUGUUAGCUUUGUUAGCCAGGGGCAAUGCCAAACACCAGCACCACCAACUCCCUGCCAUGCGUACAAAAGCUGUGACACCUGUGUUCCACAUGCAAAGUGUCUGUGGUGCUUGACCACCAACAACUGCUCAGAAUACCCAGUGAGCUGGUUGCUGCCUCCGGCAUCAUUGUGCCCGUUGUCCCAGGCCCGUUGGGGAGUAUGUUGGAUGAACUUUGAAGCCCUGAUCAUUACCAUGGCCGUCCUGGGUGGGACCAUCCUCAUCAGCUUCAUUGUGUGCUGCUGUUGCUGCUGUUGCUGCAAAAAGCGUCAAUCAGGGCCUGACAGAGAUGAGGAGAGAUUUGCCAGGAAGAGAGAGGAGAUCAGACAACGUGCUGAGGAACGGAGGGGGGAAAGAAAGGCAAGGCACGAUGAAAUCCGCAGGAAGUAUGGUCUGAUGGGUGACGCGGACCACCCAUACAGCAAGUUUGAGAAUGAGUAAAGCAGCUGCACUGGAGGAGUUCCACAGGCAGCAUCCGGAGCUGCUCUUCAGUUUUAGCUUGGAGUGAUGCCCGCUUCUCACACAAACCACAAUUCUGCACAAUAAUCCUAUUCAGACAAAAAUCACCAUGUCACACCUUUUUAACCAGUACCAUUUAAAAACUAAAAAAAAAAUCACAACUUCUCUUUGCCUUCAACAUUCUCAUUUUUGACAGGGUUGUGUGUUGGUUGAAUGUUCGAGCUUGUUUUAAAACUUCUGCAAAAUUAGUUUGUCUCCUGAAAUUUCAUGAUGAGUUGUCUCUUUUAAAUAUUGUAGUUUCAUAUCAGUCUUUGCACUUUGUACAUACAGUAUUGAUUUAUGAAAUGCUAAAUAAUGAUUGUAGGCUACUGCCGAUGUGUUCUGACACAUGAAUAAAGGUCUUCUC
Messenger RNA from Chelmon rostratus (copperband butterflyfish), 1091 nucleotides. Its product is annotated as pituitary tumor-transforming gene 1 protein-interacting protein. The record is from RefSeq and is a predicted model, not a curated record. The transcript has 7 exons. Gene Ontology annotation, biological process: protein import into nucleus. Gene Ontology annotation, cellular component: nucleus; cytoplasm. NCBI's taxonomy places the organism in Eukaryota, Metazoa, Chordata, Actinopteri, Chaetodontiformes, Chaetodontidae. The coding region runs from base 113 to 667 and encodes 184 amino acids.